Molecule: messenger RNA, 1695 nt
Organism: Parascedosporium putredinis
Lineage: Eukaryota; Fungi; Ascomycota; Sordariomycetes; Microascales; Microascaceae
Source: the annotation of a GenBank genome assembly
AUGCUUUCCCCAAGCGAGCUCAAAGGCUUGCCUACUCUCCCCGAGGCCGUCGUAGGCUUCGACGAUGGAACCUACUCCGUGUCCUCCCACAAAGAGUCAUCUCUGAUCGCCGAGGGCCCUGAAGUCGUGAACAAGAUCUGGUUCCCCUCUGAAAAGGAAUUGAUCCAGCGGAUCCACAGCCUCCAACUCAUCGCCAAGUCUCACGAUCAAGGCUAUAGCGAUGACGAAUUCUCCGCCAGCUGGACCUGGUUCGAGAUUGCCAUCCUCAAGCAUAAGAACUCGCGCCACCCGAGGGUCAAGGACGGAAUCGAGCUCGUCUGGAACAGCCACCGGAACGCGUUGCGGUCGUCCGAAUUCACCUGGGCAAAGUUUGGCCAAGACCAUGACCUGUUUCGUCUCCUCGAGGACGGAAACGUGCUCGGCAUCCGCCUUUGCGCGAGAUUCCAAAAUUGGGAGAUUGUUGCCAAGAAGGGCUACCUACUCUUCAACAUCGCUUCCGCGAUGACCCGAGACCCUCUGCGAUAUGGCCAGACUAAAGACACGAUUAUGAGCAUCCAAGAGGUGUUUCAAGAAGUCAACAGCAGCAUCUUCCCGGAAUCCAUGCAGAUCUCCACGCCCGACAACGCUCUUCUUUUCCGUGCCGAGAUGCUGACCUCCGUUGGAGAGAGACCUCUCCGUGUUCUCUCACUCGGGACCAAAGAUGGCGGUGGUGUCCGCGGAGUCGCCGCACUCAUGAUCCUCGAAGAGGUUAUGAAAAAGGUUGCUCCUGGCAAGAAGCCUUGCGAGGUUUUCGACAUGAUUGGCGGCACCAGCACCGGAGGGUUUAUUGCCAUCAUGCUCGGUCGCCUACAGAUGAGUAUCCAAGAGUGCCUCACCAAAUACAAAGAGUUCAUGAGUGUCGUCUUCCCCGGCAGUCGAUACACCAACUGGUCGCUCGUUCGCAAGGGUGCCAAGUGGGAUGCCACAGAGCUGGAGAAGGUGAUAAAAAAGCUUGUAAAGGAAAAGCUUCAGACAAACCCAGAUGAAGUAUUACUUUAUGACGAGGAAACAUCCGCCACUUGCAAGGUGUUCGUCAUGGCAACGAGAAGUGAGGGUUCCAAUAACCAAGCUCCUGUCGUCUUCCGCUCAUAUGAGAACUCUCUCGAGAAGUCCGAGUUCGCUGGCAUCAAGCUCUGGGAGGCUGCGAGGGCGACCUCGGCGGCGCCCUCCUACUUUGACCCCCUCAAGGUCGGAGGCCACGAGUUCUUGGAUGGCGGGCUCCAAGCCAAUAACCCCUUGGGAUGGUUAUGGAACGAGGUGCUCAGCGUGUUUGGCCCCGCCCGGUCCACCAGCUGCUUUCUCAGCAUCGGAACCGGCGUGCCCCUACGAGCCGCCGUACACGACCGAAAUGGCCAACAUCCUCUUCCGCUCUCUGCUCAACGCCUUCGCCCCCGCCCCAUGGGAAAGAAGUACUGGAGGUUCAACGUCGGCGACGGACUGCCGGACUGCGUGGAGGAGGACGGGGCGUGGAAGUGGAAACUGCGCGGCCAGCGGGUCGAGGACAAGGUCGGCGAGUUGGACGAUGUCAAGGUCAUUCCCACGACCGAACGGAAAGCAAAGGAGUACAUCCAACACCCGGACGCGCAGAAAAUGAUGGACGAGUGUGCGCAAGCGUUGAAGGAGGAGCAUGUAUCGACCCUCGAUGCCAAAGCUUGA